This is a messenger RNA of Acanthochromis polyacanthus (spiny chromis), 3015 nucleotides long. RefSeq names its product gelsolin a (gene gsna). The record is from RefSeq and is a predicted model, not a curated record. The transcript has 17 exons. Gene Ontology annotation, cellular component: actin cytoskeleton; cytoplasm. Gene Ontology annotation, molecular function: actin filament binding; phosphatidylinositol-4,5-bisphosphate binding. Bases 200 to 2419 code for a protein of 739 amino acids. Lineage: Eukaryota; Metazoa; Chordata; Actinopteri; Pomacentridae. Gene Ontology annotation, biological process: actin filament severing; barbed-end actin filament capping; actin polymerization or depolymerization.
CGGUGCAGCAGCAGCAGGGGAGGGUCACUGGGAGUGUCCCGGGCCACGAGCAUAAACUGCGGCUCUGCGCUCCGCCGCUCCGCCGACUCGACGCCUCUCUGCUCAGCUGCAGCUUGGAAGCUUCUCUCCACGGCUCUCUCAGGUCCACACCCGUCCGUCAGUCCGUCCCCGAUCACAACCUCCGCUUUCAGCAGGCAGGAUGACAGCACAGCACCCAGAGUUCGAGCGGGCCGGACAGCAGCCGGGCCUGCAGGUGUGGAGAGUGGAGAACUUUGACCUGGUGCCGGUUCCAGAGAACCUCCACGGCGGAUUUUACACCGGAGACGCCUACCUCAUCCUCAACACCAUCAAGCAGCGCUCCGGGAACCUGCAGUACGACCUCCAUUUCUGGCUGGGUGAUUUCUGCACCCAGGAUGAAAGCGGCUCGGCGGCCAUCUUCACGGUCCAAAUGGACGACUUCCUGGGAGGGAAACCGAUCCAGUACCGGGAGGUUCAGGGACACGAAUCCAAAACCUUCCUGGGAUACUUCAAGUCUGGAAUCAAAUACAUGAAAGGAGGCGUUGCGUCCGGGUUCAAACACGUCGUCACCAACGAGGUGGUGGUUCAGCGGGUGUUUCAGGUCAAAGGUCGGCGUGUUGUCAGGGCGACGGAGGUGCCGGUCAACUGGGAGAGCUUUAACCAGGGAGACUGCUUCAUCCUGGACCUGGGAAAUGAGAUCUACCAGUGGUGUGGAUCCCAGAGCAACCGCUUUGAGAAGCUGAAGGCCACGCAGGUCGCCAAGGGUAUCCGUGACAAUGAGCGCAGCGGCAGAGCUCGGGUUUACGUCUGUGAUGAGGGGAUGGAGAGGGAGAAGAUGGUGGAGGUUUUGGGACCAAAACCGGACCUUCCUGCUGGAGCCUCAGAUGACAUCAAAGCUGAUGCUGCAAACAGGAAGAGUGCCAAACUCUACAAAGUGUCUAACGCCAGCGGAGGAAUGACCAUCGCUCUGGUGGCUGCAGAGAAUCCGUUCGCUCAAAGCGCCCUGGAGUCCGGCGACUGCUUCAUCCUGGACCACGGAGCAGACGGAAAGAUCUUCGUCUGGAAAGGCAAAGACGCCAACAUGGACGAGCGGAAGGCGGCGAUGAAGGCGGCGGACGAGUUUAUCAAGAAGAUGGGUUACCCCAAACACACGUCGGUGCAGAUCCUGCCGGAGAUGGGCGAGACGCCGCUCUUCAAGCAGUUCUUCAAGAACUGGCGGGACAAGGACCAGACGGUGGGUCUGGGCGUCGCCUACAUUGCCAACAGCAUCGCCAAGAUCCAGAAGGUGCCGUUCGACGCCGCCAGCCUCCACGAGUCCGCGGCCAUGGCGGCUCAGCACGGCAUGGUGGACGACGGCAGUGGAGAGAAAAAGAUCUGGCGUAUCGAAGGAUCUGACAAGGCCCUGGUGGAUCCAUCCACACAUGGACAGUUCUACGGAGGAGACAGUUACAUCAUCCUGUACAACUACCAGCAUGGAGGACGCAGUGGACACAUCAUCUAUAUGUGGCAGGGGAUGGACUCCAGUCAGGAUGAAAUCGGGGCCUCAGCGAUCCUCGGAGCUCAGCUGGACGAGGAGCUCGGCGGUGGUCCUGUUCAGGUUGUUGGUGCUCCUAUAACCACUCAGGUGAGGGUGGUGCAGGGGAAGGAGCCGGCCCACCUCAUAAGUCUGUUCGGAGGGCAGCCGAUGGUGGUGUACAAGGGAGGAACGUCCAGAGAAGGAGGUCAGUCGGCUCCUGCAGACGUCCGACUCUUCCAGGUUCGGUCCAACUCUGCAGGACACACCAGAGCUGUGGAGGUUGAUGCAGCGGCAUCCAACCUGAACUCCAACGAUGUUUUUGUUCUGGUGACGCCCGGCGAUUCCUUCCAGUGGGUCGGCGUCGGCGCCAGCGACGCGGAGAAGCAGGGAGCCCAGCAGCUGUGCAACAUCCUGGGAGUGUCGGCCUCCGAGCUGUCUGAAGGAGGAGAGAGUGAUCAGUUCUGGGAGGCUCUCGGUGGAAAGGCAGAAUAUCGUACGUCGACCAGACUGAAGGACAAGAUGGACGCUCAUCCACCACGACUCUUCGCCUGCUCCAACAAGACCGGAAACUUUAUCAUCGAGGAGGUUCCAGGUGAGAUGACCCAAGACGACCUGGCCACUGAUGACGUAAUGAUCCUGGACACCUGGGAGCAGGUGUUUGUCUGGAUCGGAAAUGAGGCCCAGGAGGAGGAGAAGACUGAAGCGAUGGCAUCUGCGGUGCGCUACAUUGAGACAGAUCCGGCCAACCGGGACCCCAGGACGCCCAUCGUCAAAAUCAAGCAGGGCUUCGAGCCGCCCACGUUCACCGGCUGGUUCCUGGGAUGGGACCACGAGUACUGGACCUCCGACCCGCUGGAGCGAGCCAUGGCUGAGCUUUCCUUGUAACCCAGACCCCUCUGACCCCUCGCUGUGCCGCUACAAGCACUGAGCUCCUCUUAGCAAGACUCUUUUAGCUGCCAAUGCAAGUGUUUUUAUUUGUGUCACGUUGUCUACAGCGGUGCCUUCACACCUGUAAUGAAACCAACAGCCGGUAGGAAGAAGGCUUUAACGGAUAAACACUCUCUCUGCUGGGUUUUGCAAUAAAUAUAGUAGGAUUCUUAUUUUGUAUUUUGACAAUAAAACUAGUGAAACGUAACAAACACACAGUUUAAAGUUUAGCGAGCUGCAAUAUUAGAAAACUCACUGCCACGAAAACACGGCUCAUAAAAAGCAAUACAACCGAUGCCUUAAUAUCAGUUCCUUUAGUUUACAGUAAGCCUACUUUUUUUUUUCUAAAUAAAAGGUACUGCUCCAGUUCCAGGAUGACUUUCUAGAUAUAUUGUUUGUACCUUUGUUUUAAAUGUCACUUGUAUUUAUUUUGUAAGAAAAGCCACAGAUUCGCACCCAGGAAGCUUGCAACUUUUAGCGGGAAACCGACGCUUAGCUGCUUUUAAGGUAUCCUUAAACCUUGUUACCAUUUCAAUUAAACUAAAUAAAACAUG